Nomascus leucogenys (northern white-cheeked gibbon) is the source of this 961-nucleotide messenger RNA. RefSeq names its product ER membrane protein complex subunit 1-like. Lineage: Eukaryota; Metazoa; Chordata; Mammalia; Primates; Hylobatidae. The record is from RefSeq and is a predicted model, not a curated record. The coding region runs from base 502 to 921 and encodes 139 amino acids. Gene Ontology annotation, biological process: protein folding in endoplasmic reticulum. The transcript is spliced from 4 exons. Gene Ontology annotation, cellular component: EMC complex.
CAGUUCACUCCAGCCUGGGCAAUAGAGCAAGACCUCGUCUCAAAAAAAAGAUGCUGCUGCAAAAAACACAUUAUUCUACUUUGCAGUGAACUCUCAGUUACCCUCACUUAAUUACCUACACUGGCUGGAUGUUGUUAGGCACUAAAAUAAGGGAAACAGAAUUUAUGAUCACUAUUUUUCUUGUGAAUUGCAUGGAUUUUAUUAAUCUUAUUGUUGUUUGUUUAUAUGUUUGAUGGGGUGGUAGUGGGGCCUGGACAGUAGUGGCCCCUCUUAACCCCUUGUACCCUCAUUACCCCGUGAACAGGACUGGAUCACUGCCAGUUAGCUAUACUCCUUCACUCCCCUGAAAUAAAAUUGGACAUUGCUGUGCAAAUGAAGAGCUCUUCAUUUAUCUCUUAGUCUCCUGGGUUGCCACCUUUUGUUCAUAGUAACGUCUAACUUUCAUGUCUCUCAGUGUGGCGCCAUGUUGACAAGGGCUCGGCAGAAGGGGCUGUGGAUGCCAUGCUGCUGCACGGACAGGAUGUGAUCACUGUGUCCAAUGGAGGCCGAAUCAUGCGUUCCUGGGAGACUAACAUUGGGGGCCUGAACUGGGAGAUAACCUUGGACAGUGGCAGUUUCCAGGCACUUGGGCUGGUUGGCCUGCAGGAGUCUGUAAGGUACAUCGCAGUCCUGAAGAAGACUACGCUUGCCCUCCAUCACCUCUCCAGUGGGCACCUCAAGUGGGUGGAACAUCUCCCAGAAAGGGGAGGACAAACUUGUCCUACAGUCCUCUAUGCAUCAGGAGACUUCACCGGCCCUCCAUCGUGUGGCUUCUGCCGUGUUAUUCAGGGACAUUCUCUCUAUGGGGAGGGCUCCAGUCUGAAGCACUUCCUACCACCAAAUGCCCCCACAUCAAGUGCCUUCUGCAGCACCACACGGUAAGGGGCUUUAUCUCAUUUUGAAAGGCAGUCUUAAGUGUUCC